Molecule: messenger RNA, 699 nt
Organism: Hansenula anomala
Lineage: Eukaryota; Fungi; Ascomycota; Saccharomycetes; Phaffomycetales; Wickerhamomycetaceae
Gene: DGK1
Product: diacylglycerol kinase
Exons: 1
Biological process (GO): phosphatidic acid biosynthetic process
Cellular component (GO): endoplasmic reticulum membrane
Molecular function (GO): ATP-dependent diacylglycerol kinase activity
Source: RefSeq, a predicted model, not a curated record
UUGACAGCUCAUCAUAUAUUUGGAGAUUAUGUUCGUAAACAUGAGAUUCCAAGAAAAGUAUUUCAUAGUUCUAUUGGAUUCAUAACGUUAUAUCUAUAUACAAAAGGUUUAAAUAAAGAGAUUUUCCCAAUCCCAUUCCAUAUUGCGUUCAUUAUAAUUUUCACAUUAGAUUUAAUUAGAUUAAGAUGGAAAUAUUUUAAUUAUUUAUAUUGUCAAGUUGUUGGAUUUUUAAUGAGAGAAAAAGAGAUUCAAAGUUAUAAUGGUGUUUUAUGGUAUAUUUUAGGUCUUGAUUUUGUUUUCAGUUUUUUCCCAAAAGAUAUUUGUCUUGCAAGUGUAUUAUUAUUAAGUUGGUCAGAUACUGCAGCUUCAACUUUUGGUAGAGCUUAUGGUAAAUAUACUCCAAAAAUUGCAAGAAAUAAAUCAUUAGCAGGUUCUAUGGCAGCUUUUGCAGUUGGUGUUUUAUCAAGUUAUUUAUUGUAUGGAUAUUUCAUUCCUGAAUAUAACUAUUUGAAUAAAGUUGGUGAAAUUUAUUGGACUCCAGAAUCAAGUUAUUUAAAUUUACAUUCAAUGAGUUUAUUAGCAGGUUUUGUUGCUGCAUUAUCAGAAGGUAUUGAUUUAUACAAUUGGGAUGAUAAUUUCACAAUUCCAACAUUAUCAAGUAUAUUUUUCUAUAUUGUGAUUACAAUUUUCCAUAAAUGA